CAGACAAUUGUUCCACGAGAACUACUGGACCACUACUUGAGCAUGGUUGAUGCCACCAGAGCCCAGACGACAGACACAGAGAUAACAAAACAUUGUGCAUACAGUUUUCCAGCUGUUGCAUUCGCUCUUGGAAGGAAUCACUGGCAGCUCUUGAAACCUGUCUUUCUGAAGCUUGUUCGAGAUAUGCAGUGGAAGGUCAGGCGUACAUUAUCAUUCUCCUUGCACGAACUGGCCAUGGUCUUGGGCCCCCAGCUCACCGAGACUGAUCUCUUGUCUGUUUUUGAUGAAUUCCUCAAGGACGUUGAUGAUGUCCGGGUAGGUCUGCUCAAACAUCUGGCUGACUUCUUCAAGUUGUUGGAGGUUGAUGUACGAAGACAGUACCUGCCAAAGAUUGCCGACUUUCUCAUUACUGACAACUCACGCAACUGGAGGUUCAGAGUUGAUCUGGCAGAACAGCUGAUCAAAUUGUUAGACCUCUUCUCAUCAUCCGACGUUUUUCAUCAUCUAUCUCCCAUCGCGUUCAAACUGGCAGAGGAUAGCGUCGCUCAAGUCCGACAUACCUCCGUUUCUGUGUUAGAAGGAAUGAUAAGGAAGCCUCGAGAUGAGAAUGACAAGGACAUUGAAGAACUGUGGAUGGCUUUCUUCAACAGAGUUAACAACUUUCACCUCUCAGAUAGUUUUUUCAGGAGGCAGCUUUUUGCACAGAUAUGCAGCAAAAUCUGUGAGAACAGUGGCCUGCCAUGCGAACAGUUUGCAAAUCUUUUUCUUCCUGGUUUGCACAAACUGUCAAUGGACAAAGUGCCUAAUGUGAGAUUGGCAGUGGCUGUUUGUAUGUUCAAGCACAUGGUUCAUCAAGACUUUUUCAUCAACUCAACGUACAAGAGGAGGGCAGACUUCAUGGACAUGAUCCAUCGGUUGACAUCAGAGAAGGAUCGUGACCUGCUUUUCAUCAUAGGCACGUACGCACCCAAUUACUUACCUCCUCCGCCUCCACCCCCAU
Messenger RNA from Helobdella robusta, 1000 nucleotides. RefSeq lists its product as hypothetical. The record is from RefSeq and is a predicted model, not a curated record. Gene Ontology annotation, molecular function: protein phosphatase regulator activity. The transcript has 8 exons. Gene Ontology annotation, biological process: protein dephosphorylation. The annotation marks the transcript as partial. Lineage: Eukaryota; Metazoa; Annelida; Clitellata; Rhynchobdellida; Glossiphoniidae.